CAUCGACACUCGACAGUGGUAGGGAGCGAUGGCUAAACUGGUGGGGAGCGAUCGCAGUGACCCGGCCGAGUUGUUUCCCCCUUUUCUUUGCCGUUGCUUCUCCCUCUCCCUCUUCUCUCUUCUUUCUUCCGCUAAUUGAUUCUCGAGCGAACAUGCAAUCUUUACUCCCCUACCAUCGUCUUCUUCUUCGCCUUCGCCUUUUCAUCAUUGUCAUCGUUCUCCUUCUUUCGGGCGAUCGAGCAAACGGGGGGUUUAAUUUGAUCCAAGGACUUCUGCGAAAGCUCGAUGACGAGCGUGCGCCUAGUGCCGUGCAGGAGGAGGCUGCCAUGGGCGUGCUCCGGCGCCUCCUUCCUUCCCAUGUCUCCUCCUUCACCUUUCAGAUCGUUCCCAGGGGUAGCUGUGGUGGAUAUAGUUGCUUUUCGAUCGAUGAUUACAAUUCUUCCAGCGAGAAAGAGCCGGAAAUUCUGAUUAAGGGCACCACAGCUGUUGAGAUGGCAUUCGGCCUGCAUUGGUACUUAAAGUACUGGUGUGGUGCUCACAUUUCCUGGGACAAGACAGGUGGCCCUCAACUUGCUUCAGUUCCUCGGCAAGGAUCACUGCCUCAUGUUGGACGCAAAGGAGUGAAAAUUCAACGCCCAGUUCCUUGGAGUUACUAUCAAAAUGUUGUCACUUCCAGCUAUUCUUUUGCUUGGUGGGAUUGGGACCGAUGGGUGAAGGAAAUAGACUGGAUGGUCCUCAAUGGUAUUAAUCUACCGCUUGCUUUUACAGGACAAGAGAGUAUAUGGCAAAAGGUGUUCAAGAGGUUUAAUAUUACUGAUGCAGACCUCAGUGAUUUCUUUGGUGGACCUGCCUUCCUUGCUUGGGCUCGCAUGGGUAACUUGCAUGGGUGGGGUGGACCCUUAUCACAAGCAUGGUUGGAUGGUCAGUUAAAUCUGCAAAAACUUAUACUAGCUCGUAUGCUGGAACUGGGCAUGACACCAGUUUUACCAUCAUUUUCCGGGAAUGUUCCUGCGGCACUUAAGAGGAUAUUUCCUUCAGCACAUAUGACAAGGCUUGGUGAUUGGAAUACUGUGGAUGGAGAUCGACGUUGGUGUUGUAAUUACCUUCUUGAUCCUUCUGAUCCCUUGUUUAUUGAGAUUGGGGGAGCUUUUAUUAAGGAGCAAAUCAAAGAAUAUGGAGCCACAUCUCAUAUUUACAACUGUGACACCUUCAAUGAAAACACCCCACCUACUGAUAAUCCAGAAUACAUUUCCUCACUCGGUGCUGCUGUUUACAAGGCAAUGCAUAAUGGCGAUUCUGAUGCAGUUUGGCUUAUGCAGGGUUGGCUUUUCUCAGCACAAUCAUCUUUCUGGAAGCCACCACAAAUGAAGGCAUUACUUCAUUCUGUUCCGUUUGGAAAGAUGGUUGUUCUUGAUUUAUUUGCUGAUGUCAAGCCAAUAUGGCUCCGCGCUUCUCAAUUUUAUGGCACACCUUACAUAUGGUGCAUGUUGCACAACUUUGGUGGAAAUCUUGAAAUGUAUGGCUCGUUAGAUGCAAUUGCAUCAGGUCCAGUAGAUGCUCGUCUCAGUCAGAAUUCUACCAUGGUUGGUGUUGGUUUGUGCAUGGAAGGAAUUGAGCAAAACCCUGUUGUAUAUGAAUUAAUGGCAGAAAUGGCAUUUCGAAGUAAGAAAGUCCAAGUACAGCAAUGGAUUAAAUCCUACAGCCAUCGACGCUAUGGCCAACAGCAUAUGCAACUUGAAUCUGCAUGGGAUAUUCUUUAUCGCACCAUAUACAACUGUACAGAUGGGAUAGCUGACCAUAACAAAGACUUCAUAGUUGAGCUGCCCGAUAUUUCUCCAGGUGUAGAAUCUAAUGGCAAAAUGCUUCAUUUUGAAGUUAGUGAAAGGAUUAAGCGAUUUAUUCUCAGUGAGACUGACCUUGCAGUGACCACACCUCAUUUAUGGUAUCCGCCUAAAGAAGUUAUCCGUGCACUUCAGCUGUUCCUUGAUGGAGGCUAUAAUGUAGCUGGAAGUCCUACAUAUAGGUAUGAUUUGGUUGAUCUUACUCGGCAAGUCCUCUCAAAAUUUGCAAACCAAGUUUACCGAGAGGCAAUACAUGCUUUCCAAGUGAAUGACCUUCAUUACCUAACGGUUCAAAGUAAAAAAUUCAUUGAUCUUAUAAAGGAUAUCGACAUCCUUCUGGGUUCGAAUGAUAACUUUUUGCUUGGAACAUGGCUUGAAAGUGCAAAAGGACUUGGUACAAGUCCUCAAGAAAAGCAGCAGUACGAAUGGAAUGCAAGGACUCAAGUGACGAUGUGGUAUGAUAACACAAAGACCAAGCAGAGCAUGCUUCAUGACUAUGCAAACAAGUACUGGAGUGGUCUAUUGGAGGAUUAUUAUCUGCCAAGAGCAUGCACCUAUUUUGGUUACUUGCUGAAAAGCUUGAGAGAAAACAGAAGCUUCCCUUUGGAUCAAUGGAGAGGAGAAUGGAUUGCUUAUUCUAACAAAUGGCAGGCAGGUUCACAGCUUUACUCUGUUAAAGCUACUGGAGAUUCCUUCAGCAUCUCCAGGUCACUCUUCAGAAAGUACAUUGAUGCCACGAGUUAUUAAAGUGCUUCCAACAGCAUGCCAGGGCAUGGUUGGGAAGGAAAGGAACACUAUGACAAGACCGUUGGACUUCUUGCUGCAACCGAUUUCAUGUAUGAAAGCACCUAGAUAUCCCAAACUGUGGGGUAUGUUUUGUUUCAACGGUCAAGUGUGUAUUGUAUGUAUGAAAGCACCUAGAUAUCCCAAACUGUGGGGUAUGUUUUGUUUCAACGGUAUAGAUUUGGGACUAUACUACAUUUAUGGGGAGAUGGAGGAGCGUCACUAUGUUAUUGAAAAUGCACCUGGAAACUACGUGUUUAUUGUUUCUUUAUUGUGUUUGUAGUUUAUGUAAUAUUUACCAGGUAUUUCUUCCUGCCGACCCUUGAUGGAAAUAUGUUUACUGUUCUGUA
Messenger RNA from Nymphaea colorata (pocket water lily), 2974 nucleotides. Its product is annotated as alpha-N-acetylglucosaminidase. The transcript is spliced from 19 exons. The record is from RefSeq and is a predicted model, not a curated record. The coding region runs from base 153 to 2588 and encodes 811 amino acids. Lineage: Eukaryota; Viridiplantae; Streptophyta; Magnoliopsida; Nymphaeales; Nymphaeaceae.